AUGCCGUUGACCAGGUGCAAGUGUGAAGGGUUCGACGAUUAUAGCCAGGCAGAAGACAACUCAAAAAACCACAAAUGGCUAGCAGAGUUUGCACUGGGGACCUUAAAUGAUGCCAUACAGACACAACAUUUAGGAGGUACAUGUAAUAGUGAGCUUAUUUAAGAAGCAGCUACCACGACGAGGUCAGGGUAACGUCACUGAAAAGUAAAUUUCUAUUCUUCAAAGUCGUCAUUAUUCUGUCUGUGACAAUUGCCAUUUUCCUACAGAUUAAUUGUUAAGGGAGUGUAUUCAAGUUUAAAAAGAGAAUGGAAAAUUCUUUGUUAUGUAAUCUCGUCCGUUAUUAAGCCGUCGAACUAACAAAUUUCAUUUCGAAGUUGGGCGGAGGAAGCCAAAGAAACAUACCAAAGGUGUGAUAGACUGGCACAUCUUGUUUUGCCCGAUAAAAGAAAUUGACAUUACAGCCUCUUAUCGGUUUAGAUAGCGGCCCGAGGUUAUUCACUUAACUCAUAGAAAUCGCCAAAUUGUUUUGAAGCUAAAAAAAAACGAUCUUUACGCCGGGGCCAGCAAAUUGUAAAACACAUUCUCUACUUAUAGUGGUCAUAAAAAAACACCAUAAGCUGGUCUAAAACGGUAGUAACGUGCGAACGUGCCUACCUCCGAAUAUUAGCCCGAGGGAGUUUAAAAAAGACGUUUUGGAAUUUUGAGUCAAGCACGUCAACCGAAAUUGAGGCGUGUUCCCCUUUAAUACAUCUUGAAGCUGCCAAAUUCGUAAUGUUUGGCAUCUUUGUUGUUAUGGAGAUGACUUACCCAAAAAUUUUGGCGUAAGUCAAUAAUUUUGACAGAUUUUGAUUUUUGAAUCUUAGAUUUCUUAGUGUUAUUUUGUUUUCCUCUUUCGAUCUUUUUUAUUUUUUUUUUAGCUAUUUAUGAGAUAAUUACAGGACCGUUUUGAUAACAGUUCUUUUUAUUAGAACUGAUAGGUUAUCCUGUAUAAAUAUUCGCGUUAAUAUUAUUAUUACCCGGCAGAAUUUUUGCAAAAAGUACACUUCCGGUUGACGUGUGUCGCUCAAAAACGUCUUUCCUAAAACUCAGUAUUGACUUUUCAACGAGUUGUUUCGAACGUUUUUUUUACAGGUGCUGGUGAAGUUGUAACCUCAUCCCAAAGGUAUGGCUAUGGAAACUGUCAGCGCUUGGUGGGGAAAUCAUUUGCUAAUAUUUUGCAACGUUUCCAAGGAGACUACAUCUUGACGACAAUGGAUCUCCACGUGGUCCCUCCAGCUGGUUUUACGGAAGACGAAGUCUUUAAAGUUUCUUUGAAAAACUAUGCAAAGCCGGAAGACAAAGUUUGGUUGACAAGUUAUACUCGGCAGUCCAGAUAUAGCAAGUUUAAGACAUGCGCAGACAAGUCAGUUGACGUUAAACUUUGCGCAUGUGCUAUUGAUCAAACUAAUCUUGCUGAAUCAGUCAGCGAUGGGGUUCCAAGUAAAAUGUUUGGUUCGGAGACCGUUGUAAAAGACCUCCACUUAGGAUGCCUUUUAUUUCUGAGAAGAGAUCACGGAUUAACCUCUUUAGCGUUGGAAGUAGCAAACGUAUGCUACAAUCGCACUUACAAAUUUAAACUGGACGGUGGAGGAACUGAGAGACUCUUUUCUAGAACCCUUCCCAUAAAUGUUGAAUUGCUACCUAGUUCAUUUUAUUUUCUAACAUCCAUUACGAAAUAUGCGUCGAAAUUCACCCAUCAAUUACAUUUUACAGCAAGUGUAGAAGUUAAAAAUGACAAUUCUGAAGAUUUUAUAAACUUGGGAGAACAUGACGUGUCUGAGUAACUAAGAAGAUCAAUAAAUGACUAUUUUUCCACAAGUUUCCUUCGCCCAUGGAAGAGAAUCCGGAUUCCGCAAUUGGGGAAACUUUUGCUUACGGAAUCCGGAAUC
Porites evermanni is the source of this 1928-nucleotide messenger RNA. The record is from the annotation of a GenBank genome assembly. NCBI's taxonomy places the organism in Eukaryota, Metazoa, Cnidaria, Anthozoa, Scleractinia, Poritidae.